UUUUUGUUUGAUUAUUGAUUCAAAGUCAGUCAGAAUUCAGUAAAAUUAAAGGUUAUGCUUUGUUGACAGCAGUUCCUCAAAGCACUAAAAGAUAGUUUUAAUGACUAAACUUUAGCAGCGUGAAGCGGCUUUGCAUGAAUAAAUCACCUACUUCUGAAGUCAGAGGUGUUGUGUUGCCCUGCGACUGAACCUUGACCUCAGGUAACCACUCCCACCUGUCAGCCCUACCAGUCCUCCCUCUCUGCUCGCUGCUCUCCUGUGCAUGUCUCGACAUGCCGACAAACACCAGCGGUGGGUGGAGACAAGGAAAGGAAAGGAGAAAAAAAAAAAAAAAAAAACAAGAAAAACCGGAGAGCAUGUCAGGCUGAGAGCCAGUGAGAGAAUGAGAGGGAGGCGUGAGGUAUGAAGGGAAAGAACCGUGAGUGUGAGAAAGGAAAAGGGAAUUUCAUGCUACAGCUGCAGUUUGGGGCUCGAUGCCGAAAAGAGAAGCGGGACAGAAAGUGAAAGAGGAGGGAAGACUGAAGCUGUAAUUGGAAUACGGAGGAGGGAGCAGCACCUGGAGGACAAGCAUGGUGGAAACAAUGGAGCUUCAAACCCAAGGAGCCCGAGAAGACAAAUGAAGACCUCUUGCUGACUUUCUCCUUCCCUUGUGACACCUGGAGAACCUACAGGAGGAUAGCAACUGAUAGUAAUUGCCUGAUGCAACACUUUCAGGAACUGACAGGUUGAGGAAAUACACAGUCCGUGCAAACCAGCUCAGCCUAAUAAAGUGAAACCACCGGAGGAGUAUGGGAGGUAAGAGCACCGACUUGUCCCCUGGAUGUCAGACCCCCGGGAGCAAAUGAGUAGAUUCGGCAGCAGCUCCAGCUUGCUCCAGGGCCAGCGCUUCUACUGCCGGGAAUGGGCCCUGGACAAGCUGCGGCGCUGCCUGGAUGCCCGGUCUUUGCCAGGCCAAGCGCCGGGGCUGCUGGUGACCGGAGGCCCCGGAGCCGGGAAGACCGCCCUGUGCACCGAGGUGGUGUGGCCCACCUCCAAGGCAGGCCUGGCGGUCGAGCUGGCGCAGCGCUGCCUGGCCUCCCACUUCUGCCAGAGGGAGGACCAGAGGAGCCUGGUGCUGUGGAGGUUCAUCCUGGGCCUGGUGGAGCAGCUGAGGGCCUCGCCGCUGCUCCCUCCUGGGUACGAAGACAUCCUCAGCAGCCCCUCUGUAGCCUGUGCUCUGGAGCCUGUCAGCUGUCAAAGAGACCCUGAUGACACCUUCAAGAGAGCAGUGCUGGGACCCCUGCUGGACCUUCCUCCUCCUGCCCAGACUCUGAUGCUGGUUGUGGACUCCCUAGAUGUAGAAUAUGGUCCAGGUGAAGGAGACGGGAAGAGCGGCUCUAUCGCAGAGCUCUUAGCAGCCAAUCAACACCUGCUGCCCGGCUGGCUGCUGCUGGUCUGCUCCAUGCGCCGCCAUAACAAGGUGGUGUGCAAGAUGUUCUCAGGUUUUCGUAGGCUCUGCCUGGAUGACCUGCGGAAGCCUGUGGCGGUCCGUGACGUGCAGCAGUAUAUCCUCUGUCGACUGGAUGAAGAAGCAUCACUUCGCCGUCAGCUCACCCCCGAUACGGCUGACAUGCUGAAUCUGCUGCACAUCAAGAGCGGCGGCUGUUUUCUCUUUCUCGAGCGUGUUCUGGACGGCGUGGCAGCGGCACUAGUGGGCCUGCGGGAGAUCCGGGACAUCCCCGGGACUCUCAAUGGCCUCUACCUGUGGCUGUGUCAGAGGUUGUUCCCCCGGGGGCUCUUCAUCUACGUCAGGCCUCUCCUCAACGUUCUCCUGGCUGCCCCGAGGCCCCUCACACCACAGCAGCUUUUCACAGCUGUCUGGACCCAGGACACCUCGCUCAGCCUCCAGGAUUUCCAGAACAAACUCCGAACCCUCUCUCCUCUCCUCAUUGAUGGCCCUGGAGGCACCAAAAUACUGUUUCAUGCCAGCUUCACGGAGUGGCUGACUGAUGUUAAGUACUGCACACAGAAGUACCUGUGUAGCAGAACAGAAGGUCACAGCAUGCUUGCCAUGGCUCUGACCCUACAGGGACCUGACCUGGAUGUUGAGGACACUUGCCAGCUAGCUGCACAUUUAAUUUGCUCAGGUCACCAUAGAGAUAAACCCUCAUUAUUGGCACUGUGGAUGCUGUGGGCAGGUGUACCAGCCGUUUCUUCAAGCUGCAGUAGAGCCCUCACCACAUCCUUAGCUCAGCUUCCUGCUCUGGUCAGUCAAGAUGUCCCUCAGCUGUUGAAGAAAAGUGGGCUUGUAACUCCAGCCUGUUUUUCAGAUUCAGAUCCAAGUGUUGGAUUGCAUGGCACAGGUGAAGAAGGACCUGACUUACAACAGGCAUUUGAAAGGGAGGCAUCUGUAAGGAAGCUGCUAGAGAGUGGGGUGUCUAUAAACCAGCUUACUUCUACAGAUGGACAGACUUUGCUUGCCAGUGCAGCCCAUGAUGGUUCUGCAAAUGUAGCUAAACUUCUCUUGACACAUGGGUCUGAUCCAUUCAUUAGUGACCUACAAGGUCAAACACCGCUGACUUUGGCUUCCAGACAGGGUCACGUCAAAGUGUUGUCUCUGCUGCUGGAAUGGGCCAAAAGCCAGGAACCUGAAACUGCAGUGCGCAUGAUGGAGCACGUUGACAAUGAAGGCUGGACAGCACUACGUUCUGCAGCUUGGGGAGGACACAGUGAGGCUGUCCGACUACUGCUGGAUGCCGGAGCAGAUGUAAACGGAUGUGACAUUGAGGGCCGGACUGCUCUCAGAGCAGCAGCUUGGGGGGGUCAUGAAGAAAUUGUCCUCACUUUGCUGGACUACGGGGCACAGGUGGACAAAGCUGAUAGUAAGGGCCGCACACCGCUUAUCGCUGCAGCCUAUAUGGGACAUCAUGAAGCUGUAGAGAUACUGCUGGACCACAAUGCAGAAGUUGACUUGGCUGAUGGGGAUGGACGCAGUGCCCUGUCAGUGGCCGCCCUCUGUGUCUCUACAGCAGCAGGUGUUAAAGGUUUUGGUGAGGUCGCAAGUCUAUUACUGGAGCGUGGAGCUAAUCCAGGGCAUAGAGACCAUGAUGGAAUGACCCCACUUCUUCUCGCAGCCUAUGAGGGCCAUGAAGAUGUAGUUGAGCUUUUGUUAGAAGCUGGUGCUGAUGUCGAUGAAACUGCUGGACCUGAUGGUAACAUCCCUGCAGCAGCUGCUGUUACUCCCCUUCUGGCUGCGGCAGCGAUGGGCCACAUGACAACAGUGUCGCGGCUGCUUUUCUGGGGUGCGGCUGUGGACGCCAUUGACUGUGAAGGCAGGACGGCACUCUGCUUGGCAGCAGCGAGAGGCAGCACAGAGGUUGUCCGAGCCUUGCUGGACCGAGGUUUGGAUGAAAACCAUAAGGACGACCUCGGCUGGACUCCGCUGCAUGCUGCUGCGUGUGAAGGCCACCGGACUGUUUGUGCUGCUUUGACAGAACGAGGCAGCAUGGCACGUGUUGGUGAGAUGGACAUUGAAGGACGCACUCCUCUUAUACUUGCUGCCCAAGAAGGUCAUUGGAGCACUGUGAGGCUGUUGUUGGAUAGACGUUCUCCCAUUGACCACAGGGCGUAUGAUGGACAUUCUGCAUUGAGUGCCGCCCUCCUAGAGGGUCAUGCUGAUGUUGCAGAGCUGCUUAUGAAGCGUGGAGCUGAUACUGAUGUCCGGGAUGCAGAGGGACGUCCUCUGCUCUACCUCCUGGUGUUGGAGGGUCGCCUUGAUAUGGCUACUCUGCUAAUAGAAAAAGGAGGUGUGCCUCUGGAGUCCCGAGACUCUGAGGGCCGUACAGCACUUCAUGUGGCUUCUUGGCAGGGAUGUGUGGAGAUUGUAGACUUACUUUUAAAACAUGGGGCAAAUCCCAAUUCACAAGAUGCAGAAGGGAGACCUCCAAUGCAUUCAGUAGCUUGGACAGGAAAUGCUAAAGUAGGACGUCGUCUACUAGAAGCCAAUGGUGUUAAUAUACACCUCGCAUGCCACCAGGGGGCAACAGCUCUGAGCAUUGCUGCUCAGGUUGGACAUGCUAACGUUGUUGGGAUGCUUCUGGAAAGAGGGGCAAAUCCUGAUCACAUUGAUAAAUAUGGCCGCAGUCCAGUCAAAGUAGCUGGAAAACACGGACACUUUAACAUCGUUCGGCUCUUGGAGAGCUAUGGAGCCAAGCCAUACCUGGGCCUGCUGUCUAACUCUAGUACUGUAUCUCCUUCAAAACCCAACAAGAGCCUCUCAUCAGGCAUCUUACAGAGUAAUGGAGGUGAAGUAACAGCUGCUACAUCGUCCUCUUCAGUAUCUUCUCCUGGUUCCACUGCCGAACGAUUCCACUCCAUGCAGAGCUCCCAAACUUCAUCCACCUGCCACUCGCUGGCCACGGUUCAGACGGUGCCCGCUGAUAGCCUCAGCUUCAUCCAGCAGAUCCAACAGCACUCAUUGCCACGCAGUCGUAGCCGACCCUCCACCCUCCCUCCACCAGGGAGCUUGGGCAUGGGCAGUCUCCAUGAAAGCUGCCAGAGGCAUCCCAAGGGCAGUCCUCCUCCUACUGUUUGCACAGUCACUGCCAUGGUGCACAAUUGCGAACUGCCCCAUAAAGGCUUGUCUGGACUCGAAUAUCAUGACAAAUCGAACAAACAAAGCCUAAUAAAACCAGACAAGACCACUUACACUGGUGGUAAAUGGCACUCAGUGAUGGCUUCACUUGGGAUAAUGCCGGGGCAGGACAGCCCCAUAGGUGCUAAAACCAGAGAGAGCCCCCCUCUGGGCUACCCAUAUCGGCCACAGAGCCCACUUCAAGGGGAAGCUUGGGAUUCUGUACCCCAGAAGAACAUUUUGUCACCUGUUUGCUACAGUUUUUCCCCCGUCUCACCUUGUAGUGCCUUGCCAGAGGAUGUUAUGGUCACUAUGACAACCACAGACCCACAGCUUAAUCUCAAACAGGCCAUCAAACUGCAGUUUGAGGGUCCCACCAGUGCAGCCUUAUACAAGAGAGAGACGCCCCUGUGACAGGUACCCAAGUGGAGCUGGACAUUCUUGUGGCUCGAGGAGAAGGCAGUUUCCAUUGUGACUUACUGGGUUGAGACGAGAGAGGAAGAGAUCUCUUUCUUUACCGCCUUCAGACAAGCAGAGGAAGAACAAACUGAAUGACAUUAAAGCUUACAUUCCUGCCUUUCCGCUGUGUGUGCUGAGCAGAGCUCUCACAGACCAAAUCAUACUGAUGCAUUAAAAGUUCAGAGCAGAAUUACUGUUCAAUUCAGCUUGGACCUUAUUUUCCAAUCGUACUCAUGGUUUUGAUCAGUACCAGUUACGUGAAUAAAGGUAUUUUGUUCUGUUUUUUUUAUUUAUUUGCCCUUAUAGGACUGAGUUUAAAACCAGACAAAGCUGGGUUUGAUUUGAAAUUCUUAUUUUUUGCUUGUAAAGAUCCCUUUUUAAAGGAGUGAACAAUCAUAUUUAAGUUUGUUUAGCUUGUGGCCUUGAUCCUUAUUGAAGCUUUGAUAUUCGCUAUGAACUGGCCCCCAUAACUAGUCCACUGCUGACAACCAAAACAGCCUGCAGAACAGCAAACCUACCAAAGCCUGACCUUGUGCAGGUUUAUGAUACAGUACAAACUAUAAAAGACGGCCAAGUUUACUGAACAAACUUGGCUCCCUCACAGUGUGUCUGUGUGCAGGCAGGAAGGAAAAUGGGAAUACGGCCACUAAAGCUGCGGGUGGAUGUGGGAGGGCUGUUAAUUCCAUACUCGUAUGUGGCCUAAAGAGAUUUCUUUAUCAUUUUUCAUUGGAUUAGUAUUUAAUGACAUUCAUUAAUUAAAUGGAAAGUGGUGCUAUAACAUCCUCUA
Stegastes partitus (bicolor damselfish) is the source of this 5858-nucleotide messenger RNA. It is a transcript of the gene ankrd50l, whose product is annotated as ankyrin repeat domain 50-like. The transcript is spliced from 5 exons. Gene Ontology annotation, molecular function: protein binding. The coding region runs from base 821 to 5026 and encodes 1401 amino acids. The record is from RefSeq and is a predicted model, not a curated record. Lineage: Eukaryota; Metazoa; Chordata; Actinopteri; Pomacentridae.